GUCCGGCGGGCUGCGGCGGAGGUCAACAGCUGGUCAGAGCCAAUCCAUGUAAGCCUUUGUCCCUAUGCCUGAAUUUGAAUUUUCUGGUUGUUUUGACACUGAGAAACAAGGUCCUCAUCCACAACGCAGCCGCGCUAGGAGGAUACUCGGUCACUCAAGACGGAUUCGAGGCCCAGAUAUCUACAGCCCAUUUCGCACCAUUCCUGCUCACCAAACUCAUUUCUGCCAAACUGCUCGCGACCGCGACCGAGCAUUUCGUCCCUCGUGUUGUCUUUGUCGGGAGUAAUGCUCACAUGCAGAGCCAAGGCAUUGAUCUCACCGUCGACAAGCUUCGCCUCGGAGACGGAACUGAUGAGGCCAAAACGGGUCCGGGCAUAUUCAAGCGCUAUGCGGAGGUGAAAACCGCACAAGUCCUGAUGGGCAUCGAACUUUCGCGGAGGGCUGGCGGAAGGCUGAAUGCGUAUAGUUUGCAUCCAGGCACUGUCAAGACUAAAGGGUUCGAAAAUGAUUUUUUUACAGCCACUGAUGAAGCAGCUCAAUAUCUUGACCGCUGACGGGAAGUUCAACGAGAACAAUCCCGCUCUCAAUUGGAAAACCAUCGAGCAAGGCGCUGCGACGACACUCGUUGCAGCUUUCGAUCCCAAGCUCAACGAUCAACCUAGCGCCUACUUGUUCGACUGCGUUGUAGCGCCGCACAAGACCACACCAUAUGCGACAGACCCAGUCACCGCGAACAAGCUUUGGAACAUUACCGAAGAGAUUCUCGAUGAGAAAUUCGUUAUUUGA
Molecule: messenger RNA, 786 nt
Organism: Mycena indigotica
Lineage: Eukaryota; Fungi; Basidiomycota; Agaricomycetes; Agaricales; Mycenaceae
Product: Short-chain dehydrogenase/reductase family protein
Exons: 6
Coding region: 457-786 (109 amino acids)
Source: RefSeq, a predicted model, not a curated record